GACUUUUCGAAUUUCAAAAUUUAAACGGCUCUUUCAAUGGGAGCCCAGCUUCCCUCUUCCAUUUAUUCAAUCUCCACCAACGCCAUUACUCAGUUUCUUCUUUCUUUUCUAGACUAGAUUCCUUCCAUUCACAAACUUCUAAAACCCUACAAAUCUGCACAUUCUUAUACAGACUGAUUCUAAUGGGUUCUUCCAGAAGCUGGCUAAAAUCUCUCAUCAGUCACAAAAAGUCUCAUCCAGUUACCGAGCAAGAGAAAGUUGGGGAUCGGAGCAAGAAGAAAUGGAGGUUAUGGAGGAGCUUGUCUGAUGGGUAUGGAUCUUCGGGUAAAAUUACGAAGAGGGGAUUUUCUGAAUCGACAGAAUCGCACGAUUCAAAGCUUUUGGCUAACGCUGUGGCUGCUGUGGCUCGAGCUCCGUUGAAGGAUUUCGUGGUUGUGAGGCAACAUUGGGCUGCCGUUCGAAUCCAGACGACUUUUCGUGGCUUUUUGGCAAGACGGGCUCUGAGGGCAUUGAAGGCAGUGGUGAGGAUUCAGGCCAUAUUCCGGGGUCGGCAAGUGAGGAAGCAAGCGGCUGUGACACUGAGGUGUAUGCAGGCACUUCUCCGAGUUCAAGCCAGAGUUAGAGCGAGAUCAGUUACCGCAGAUGCUGACCAAGAAGAAGUUGAUCCAAUCAAACAGGCUGAGAAGGGAUGGUGUGACAGUCGGGGAACCGUGGAAGAAGUGAAAAACAAGCAUCAAAUGAGAAGAGAGGGAGCUGUCAAAAGGGAAAGAGCUCUUGCUUAUUCCAUCUUACAACAGAGAUCAAAAUCAUGUGCUAGUCCAAAUAGAGGCACGAGCAAACAAAUGCUCCACCAUAGGAAGUAUGACAAGAAUUACAAGCAACAGGAUUGGGGUUGGUUAGACCGGUGGAUGGCGGCCAAAUCAUGGGAAACUGGUUCAUUGGACACUGUACCACCGGAAAUGACACCGUUUUCUCGGAGAAGUGAAAACGUUUGCGGCUACUAUCCAGACAGUGUUAGAACCAGAAAGAAUAAUGUCACAACAAGAAUCUCGGCUCAACAACCCUCCUUUUCAUCCAAUCAAAUUUCUCGUACUCCAUCUUCCUCAGAGUCUGUAUACGACGAAUACUCUCCCUCCACAUCAUCCUCCUCCUCGGCACCAGUGGUAGCAACAGGUGAAGAGGAGGUGGGAAGCAAGCCAAGUUAUAUGUAUCCCACGGUGUCCAUCAAAGCAAAGCAGAGAACUUGCGGAGGAGGGGGCAAGAAUUUACCAAUCCCAGGCAAAUUUCCGGCUUCAAUGGCGGGAGAAAGGCAUUACAAUCCUGAUUUCAACGCUUGCAAUGGCGAAAAUUUGGCCCAAAUGUACGAUCAGCAGAAACAAUUUGAUAUGGGGAAUGAAUUGGAACAAGCAAAUGUAGAUAGUACAAGAAGUGAAAUUAAGAAUUCAACGACUCAGUAUGACUCUUCUUCCAGUGGCAAACUUUUCGUUGGAGGUGUCGCUUGGGAGACCACUGAAGAUACGUUUCGUGAUUACUUUAGCAAGUACGGGGAGAUAGCAGAUUCAGUCAUAAUGAUAGACAAACACACUGGGAGGCCACGCGGGUUCGGUUUUGUAACAUUCUGCGAUCCUGCCAUUGCUGACAUGGUUCUGAAGAUAGAUCAUAUUAUAGAUGGCAGAGCGGUGGAAGUGAAGAGGACAGUUCCUAGGGCUGAUAUGAAUGACAAAAUGGUAUCAAGAACAAAAAAGAUUUUUGUUGGAGGAAUACCACCUGGUUUAACUGAAGAGGAGUUUAAGGAUUACUUCUCUUCUUUUGGUAGAAUUAUAGAACACCAAAUCAUGAUAGAUUAUAAAACGAAGCGAUCAAGAGGAUUUGGAUUUAUCACUUUUGAGAAUGAAGAUUCAGUUGAAAAUAUCUUUUCUGGUGAUAGAAUACACGAGCUUGGAGGCAAGCAGGUGGAAAUUAAGAAGGCUGUACCAAAAAGAGUUGCUUAUGAUUUCAAUAGUAACAGUGGACAGACUUCAGGAUAUGACAUGUAUAGAUGUGGAGGUUUAUAUGAUGAUAUAAUUGGCACAGAUUUUGGUCCUUAUGAUUUAUAUGCACCGUAUGGUGGCUUUGGUGUAAACUACGCCAGUUUUUACGGUGCAUACAACUAUGGUUUUGGUUAUGGUGCUUCCAUGUAUAUGAACGGUAGAUAUGGGAUGAACGGCUACGGUACCCCCUCUGUUGGAUAUGGAAUUAAUGGAUAUGGAAAAGGAUACGAAGGAAAUGGUGGUUCAAUGCCUGAGAGAUUUCAUCCAUAUUGGUAUUGAGCAGACUUUUCCUAGAUGGUUUCUUUGGUGAAGAAAGUGAUGAUUGAUUUUCAACAGGCACGAGUGUUAUCCAUCUUAGUUGCUGUGCAGUUCGAGAUUUUUUAAGUGUAAUAUAAAUAUUGUAGACAAUUUUUCAUUCUCUUUUUAUUUUUGUUGUUUUUCUUUCUUUGAGACAUGAAAUGAUUUGAUUGAUAAAAUAGAAUGGUGAACAUAUCUUUGGUUCGAAUCUCUA
Messenger RNA from Cucumis sativus (cucumber), 2541 nucleotides. Its product is annotated as protein gar2. Lineage: Eukaryota; Viridiplantae; Streptophyta; Magnoliopsida; Cucurbitales; Cucurbitaceae. Gene Ontology annotation, cellular component: nucleoplasm. Bases 183 to 2309 code for a protein of 708 amino acids. Gene Ontology annotation, molecular function: protein binding; RNA binding. Gene Ontology annotation, biological process: regulation of gene expression. The transcript is spliced from 11 exons. The record is from RefSeq and is a predicted model, not a curated record.